CCGCAAUUAUUUUUAUUUUUAUUUGCUCUUGAUUUUCUAUAUAAUAUAUUUAGGGUUCUAAAUAUUGGACAUGUGACGCAUUUCUCUCCCUAUAUAUAUAUUUAUAUUAUCAUUUAUUCAAAACACCUAGUUCAUUUUUCUUUUCUUCCCCUUGGCUACCUGAUCUGGUGAUCAACUCAUUUCGAGGCAACCAACAUGGGGUCUCAUCAUGAAGAGGAAGCGGUAGAACACCAUAACACCCCCUUGCUAAACUCCAUAGAAGCAGAACCAGUCUUAGCCUCACCGCCAGAUCCUGUCACAUCGGGACACUCGUCGGACUGUCGUCUCGAGAAAAUACUUUCAGACACCGAAUUGCCUUUCACCAAACGUCUCUGUCAGGCCUCAUGUAUCGAACUUAAACUCCUCUUCCGCCUAGCUGCUCCAGCCAUCUUCGUCUAUUUAAUCAAUAACUCCAUGUCACUUGCCACCCGGAUAUACGCCGGCCACCUCGGUAAUCUUGAGCUCGCCGCCGCCUCCCUCGGCAACAGCGGCAUCCAACUCUUCGCCUAUGGCCUCAUGUUAGGCAUGGGAAGUGCGGUGGAAACGUUAUGUGGUCAAGCUUAUGGGGCCAAUAGAUACGAUAUGCUUGGGAUAUAUCUACAAAGAGCGACUGUAGUUCUCACCAUAACGGGCCUCCCAUUAACUGUCGUUUACGUAUUAUCGAAGCCGCUCUUGCUUUGGCUGGGCGAGCCGGCUGAGCUAGCCUCGGCGGCUGCGCUAUUCGUGUACGGAUUAAUACCACAAAUCUUCGCCUACGCCGUGAACUUCCCGAUACAGAAGUUCCUCCAAUCGCAGAGCAUCGUGACGCCCAGCGCGUACAUAUCGGCGAUCACGUUGGUGUUCCACCUGUUGGCUUGUUGGGCCGUGGCCUUCGAAUUGGGCUGUGGGCUUAUUGGAAUUUCGCUGGUUUUGUCCAUGUCGUGGUGGAUCAUCGUUGGGGCUCAGUUUGGUUACAUCUUGCUCAGCGAGAAGUGUAAGAUGACGUGGAAUGGGUUCAGUAUAGAGGCGUUUUCUGGGUUGUGGGAGUUUUUCAAGUUGUCAGCUGCGUCGGCCGUGAUGCUUUGUUUGGAGACUUGGUAUUUUCAGGUUUUGGUUCUGAUCACUGGCUUACUUGAUAAUCCUCAGCUUGCUUUGGAUUCUAUCGCCGUUUGCAUGGCGAUAAACGGAUUAGUGUUCAUGGUCUCUGUCGGCUUCAACGCAGCUGCAAGUGUGAGGGUGAGCAAUGAGCUUGGAGCUGGAAAUUCAAAAUCAGCAGCGUUCUCAGUGGUAGUAGUGAAUUCGAUAUCUUUCCUGAUUGCGGUGAUGGAAGCUAUCCUAGUGCUCUCGUUUCGCCACGUCAUCAGCUACGCUUUCACCGGCGGUGAGGCCGUGGCCGAGGCAGUCUCCGAUCUCUGUCCUUUCUUGGCUGUCACUCUUGUUCUUAAUGGGGUUCAACCAGUCUUAUCGGGGGUGGCUGUUGGGUGUGGAUGGCAAGCAUUUGUGGCAUACGUGAAUGUGGGUUGUUAUUAUGUGGUGGGGGUUCCUUUAGGCUGUCUUCUUGGCUUUAAGUUCAACCUUGGUGUUAAGGGAAUAUGGUCGGGAAUGAUUGGAGGGACAAUGAUGCAAACUUUUAUUCUACUGUGGGUAACUUUUCGCACAGAUUGGAAUAAAGAGGUGGAAAAGGCCAGGAGUCGCUUGGACAAAUGGGGGGAAAACAAACAGCCUCUUCUAAAGAAAUAAAGCCCAAUAACGACUAAUAUUGGGUUAAAUCCUUCAAUGACAACCAUUUAAUGGGGCUUUUUCAAUAAUAAAGCGCGGGACUUAGUUCAUAAUUGACCUUUUUUAGAACUGAGCCCGAAAAUUUGGUUAUCGUAAAGGCCCCGUUAUUGCUAGGGUGAUUAAUUUGGUUUUUGGUUUCAUUGAGUAAAGUUCCCAUUAAUAAAUUGAUUAUCUAAUCUUCUUAAUAACUUUCAUUUCACUAGUAAUAUAUUUAUGAGUAAUUUAAUUGUGCAAA
Humulus lupulus (European hop) is the source of this 2032-nucleotide messenger RNA. Its product is annotated as protein DETOXIFICATION 40-like. NCBI's taxonomy places the organism in Eukaryota, Viridiplantae, Streptophyta, Magnoliopsida, Rosales, Cannabaceae. Bases 196 to 1758 code for a protein of 520 amino acids. Gene Ontology annotation, molecular function: xenobiotic transmembrane transporter activity; antiporter activity. The record is from RefSeq and is a predicted model, not a curated record. Gene Ontology annotation, cellular component: membrane. Gene Ontology annotation, biological process: xenobiotic detoxification by transmembrane export across the plasma membrane. The transcript is spliced from 7 exons.